Molecule: messenger RNA, 5773 nt
Organism: Manis javanica (Malayan pangolin)
Lineage: Eukaryota; Metazoa; Chordata; Mammalia; Pholidota; Manidae
Source: RefSeq, a predicted model, not a curated record
UUUCAGACAGAGACAGUCUCCACCAAUCAAGACACCCUCCAAAGUGCUUUGCCAUGGAUAUAGAAGAUGAAGAAAACAUGAAGGGUGUCUGAUCAAAUGCAUGUCAGAAUGUGUUCAUACUGAUCUGGUCUCCGCCCUGAUGAUCGUGUGGCAGCAGCAUCAGGAUGGUCCUGCAACGAAGGCGUUGUAAGUUACUCUUUCUGGGCACCGCAGGUCCGAGCAGCACAGAUGUUAAGGACAGCUGCCAUCAGGACAGUGCGCCCACCGAGGACGGCAGUGCGCUGCGGCUUGGAGAGGGCGGACCGCUCCCCAAUGGGGGUGGAGGGGGCGCCAGCAGGAAGCGGCCCCUGGACGAGGGCAGCAAUGGCCACAUCAGGUUCCGCCUGAAGAAGAGGAGGAGGGCGCCAGGGCCCGCGCUGCCCAAGAACGCCUUGAUGCAGCUGAACGAGAUCAAGCCUGGCCUCCAGUACACGCUGCUGUCCCAGACGGGGCCCGUGCAUGCGCCCCUUUUCGUCAUGUCUGUCGAAGUGAAUGGGCAAGUCUUUGAGGGUUCGGGCCCCACAAAGAAAAAGGCUAAGCUACAUGCUGCUGAGAAGGCUCUGCGGUCUUUUGUCCAGUUCCCCAAUGCCUCUGAGGCCCACCUGGCCAUGGGGAGGACCCUGUCCACCCACACAGACUUCACGUCUGACCAGGCUGAUUUCCCUGACACGCUCUUCAACGGCUUCGAGACCCCGGACAGGUCGGAGGUGCCCUUCUACCUGGGUGCCAACGGCGACGACUCCUUCAGCUCCAGCGGGGACCUCAGCUUGUCAGCGUCCCCAGUGCCUGCGUGCCUGGUCCAGCCGCCCCUGCCUGUGCCCCCGCCAUUCCCACCCCCGAGCGGAAAGAACCCUGUGAUGAUCCUGAAUGAGCUGCGCCCGGGACUGAAGUACGACUUCCUCUCGGAGAGCGGGGAGAGCCACGCCAAGAGCUUCGUCAUGUCUGUGGUCGUGGACGGCCAGUUCUUCGAGGGCUCGGGAAGGAACAAAAAGCUCGCCAAGGCCCGAGCCGCGCAGUCUGCCCUGGCGACCAUUUUCAAUUUGCACUUGGAUCAAACUCCGUCACGCCAGCCCAUCCCCAGCGAGGGCCUGCAGCUGCACUUACCACAGGUGUUGGCAGAUGCUGUGGCCCGCUUGGUCCUUGAUAAGUUUGGUGACCUGACAGACAACUUCUCCUCCCCGCAUGCUCGUAGGAAAGUCCUCUCCGGGGUCGUCAUGACAACAGGUACAGAUGUUAAAGAUGCCAAGGUGAUAAGUGUUUCUACAGGAACAAAAUGUAUUAAUGGCGAAUACAUGAGUGAUCGUGGUCUUGCAUUAAAUGACUGCCAUGCAGAAAUAAUAUCUCGAAGAUCCUUGCUUAGAUUUCUUUAUACACAACUUGAGCUUUACUUAAAUAACAAAGAUGAUCAAAAAAGAUCCAUCUUUCAGAAAUCCGAGCGAGGAGGGUUUAGGCUGAAGGAGAAUGUCCAGUUCCAUCUGUACAUCAGCACCUCUCCCUGUGGAGAUGCCAGAAUCUUCUCCCCACAUGAGCCGAUUCUGGAAGAACCAGCAGACAGACAUCCAAAUCGAAAAGCCAGAGGGCAGCUGCGGACAAAGAUAGAGUCUGGUGAGGGGACGAUCCCUGUGCGGUCACAUGCGAGCAUCCAGACGUGGGACGGCGUGCUGCAGGGGGAGCGGCUGCUCACCAUGUCCUGCAGCGACAAGAUGGCACGGUGGAAUGUGGUGGGCGUCCAGGGCUCGCUGCUCAGCGUCUUUGUGGAGCCCAUCUACUUCUCCAGCAUCAUCCUGGGCAGCCUCUAUCAUGGGGAUCAUCUGUCCAGGGCCAUGUACCAGCGGAUCUCAAACAUAGACGACCUGCCCCCUCUCUACACCCUCAACAAACCUCUGCUCAGUGGCAUCAGCAACGCGGAGGCACGGCAGCCUGGGAAAGCACCCAACUUCAGUGUCAACUGGACGGUGGGUGACGCGGCCAUCGAGGUCAUCAACGCCACAACCGGGAAGGAUGAGCUGGGCCGUGCAUCCCGCCUGUGCAAGCACGCCUUGUACUGCCGCUGGAUGCGUGUGCACAGCAAGGUUCCCCCCAACUCACUGCGCUCCAAGGUCACUAAACCCAGCGCGUACCACGAGUCCAAGCUGGCGGCUAAGGAGUACCAGACCGCCAAGGCCUGUCUGUUCAGAGCGUUCAUCAAGGCAGGGCUGGGCGCCUGGGUGGAGAAACCCCCGGAGCAGGACCAGUUCUCCCUCACAGCCUGACGGCCCGCAGGCCCCACACCUGGGCUGACAAGGCCCCGGGCCGGGGAGGCCGGUGUGAACCGGUGUCUCUGCGACAGGCGCGUGGUCUGGGAGGGCCGGAGAGGCCGGCACGACCCCAUGUCCCUGCGGCAGUGUUCCCUUUUUCAGUUACCCAGUGGCUGCUCUCAACCUCAGUUUACGUUUAGAAAUUGAGUUCUACUGAGUAGAGCUUCCAUAAGUUUAGGAAAAUAGAAAUUACUUUGUGUGAAAUCCUUGAAUAAAUAAUUUAUUCAGAGCUAGGAACAUGGUUUAUACAGUAAGUAAUUAUGUCAGGUCACUCUAUGCCACAAAAGAGCCUUUAUAUGUGGGGAGGUGAGAACACAGAACCAGGAAGCUGUGGCCUAGAGAGGUCACGCAGCCCCCACCCCACAGGCCCUCCCAGUGGUCGGCUCCCACAGCAGGUCUUGGCGCCCGCCCCAGGAGACACCCGCAGGACAGAGCCAGACCCGCACACGCAGCCUGCUGCUCCGGGGUGCCCCUGCCCUCAUCCUGUAGAUGCUUCUCUGCUCGUAGGACCGUGCCGUGGACAGCUUCUCCUGGUUUACUUCUACAUAGUCAGUGACAACACAUGGGGGUAGUGGCCCUGGCCAUUCAUCUGGGUUUUUACAUAGUAUGUAACUUUUAGGGCCUAAAAGGAAUCCAUAGCAGCUACUGCACAAUAAGCCUAACAUUCCCUCUGUUCCAUCCUCUGAAUCUAAGGGAUGUGAGGGAUGGUCCAAAGAGCUUCACAGGAUGGAAAUAGAGUUAAUAGGUAGAUGUUCAUUCUUAGAAAGUGCCACUUUAGGCAUAUUUUAAAAUCAUUCUUUCCAGCUUUAUCAAAGACUUAUUUAAAAAAUAAGUAUUCAGGCUGUCAGCUGGUGAGCAGGCGGGUCACUGGAGGGGUCUCGACCAGGGUCUAGACGCUGACUAUCACAGCAGGGAAGGGGGUGCUGCUGGUGCUGGGACCCAGGGCGCUGCUCCACACCCCACAGCACACGCGACAGCCCAGGACCCUGGGGAGCCGCCUCGGCUAAGUGUGAAAAUUGGCACCAAUUGCCUUUUUGCUCCCAUCAGGACCAGAGAGGAGCUGGAGGAAGCUCCCUGCCCUCGGCUGGCCCGGUGCCCGCUUUCCAGGGACUAGCGGGGCAUCUUGUGGGUGCGGCAGGCAGAGACGGGGACAGACCCCAGCCCACAGCAGGGUCCAGAGUGUCGACAUCCGUGUGGUGCUGAGCUGUUCCCUGGAGUCCUGUGUACUUUACAGGCUCAGAAAACCCUGAGCAGGAGCAGGGUGGCCCUUGUCACCUUGGCCAACCUGUGGGCUCAGAGCAGAGCCCUGUGCCUCCCAACACUUCCACGUGUCCACACAGAACCUUGCCGUGGCGUGUCCCGUAGGUCCAGUCCGGAGUGCCAAGGGUGGUAUACAUUGCCACGGCUGACCAGGUCCAGAGGAGGGGCGCUGACCCCCCCGGGCUCCUCUGCGGGUGGUGGUUCACCCUGAGCCGGCCCAACCAUGGCCCCGGCCCCCAGCGCUGGGCAGGCUCCGGUCGGGUCAGGUUGCCUGGGGUCUCCCCCCACCUGUGGGGGAGGGGUGUCUGCGUCACGCACCCCACCUCUCACAGGCUCUGCACACUCACACUCAUCUUGUGAGAGCUGCAUUUUUAUUCUUGUCUCUGUAAAUGGUAUUUUUUCUAAUGGGGAUUGGGGAGAUGGACUUAGUUUUUAAAAAAUGUGGAUUUUGAUUACAAAAUCCAGUGGAAAUAUAUUGCAUAUGUGUGCAACCACUAUCCAGUAUGUCUAGCUGUUUCCCUUCUGCCAGAUAAUAGUCAACAUGGAUGUGACCCCUCCUGCCCUGGGUAGGCAGCCCCUGCCUAGUGCCGGCACCCCCCACGUGGGCCGGUGUGACCUGCCAGGAGGGUGGGCCUGGCGGGGCCGAGUGGCGGGCAGGGGGUGGUGCCUCCCAGGGAGCCAGGCCGGGCCAGGGGCAACGGGAUGCCUGUGAGCCAGAGGGCACAUGCCGCUCCCUCCCAGAGAUGAAUCAGGGCCUCAGCACUGCACCCUGUCCCUUCCCGUGCUCAGUGUACGUAACAGGCUGCGUCUGGAUCCCUGAGGUGGUAUUUUGCAGCCCCUUGUCCUUAACCGGGUUUUAGAGAGAAAAUUUGGCCCAACCAAGAAUGCGAGUUUUUGAGAAAAACCUUAAAUUCUGACGGCAGUGGUGGUUGAGAGGGUCUCUGCUCUGUUUUGUCGACUCACACUGAAGAGCUGAUCGCAGACACGGGCCUCUGGGUCUUCAGGCUGCUGGGCAGCCGCCCUGCGGGCAGGAGGUCAUCUGUGAGGCCUCUGCGGGGUCUCCCGGGUGGGGGCAGAGGGGUGCCGCUGUGUCUUCCAGCCCUGUCCGCUGGCAUCUUCCGCUGCUUCUGAGGCUCCCCUUCCCCCGCCCAAGGGGCACCAAAGAACUGCGGCUUCGAUUCUCUAUCUUAAUUGAACUUUGCAUCAUCUGUUCCUAUUUUGGAGAUUAUUGUAAUCAGAAACAGUUUUAACAUGUGUAAGCCAGUAGCUCACAAGGCAUUGAUUGCUCUGAAAUUUAUUUUUAUUCAAAUAAUUUACUUGUUUUCCAAAUUAUAGAAUCACAACUUUCUUUGUAAAAAUGGUGUUUUUCCUCACAAUUUCCAAUAGUUUACACAGAGCUGAGGAUGGACUUAUGCUGUGGGGGCUGCGUGCCCUGACCUGUUUUCUCAAAAUCAAAACACAUAUGGAUCUUUUUCAUUUCAAAAAUAUUUCACACCAAAGUACAUAACGUCUGCCCCAAUCAUAAAUUUGACCUAGCAAAAGAAAUAAAAUUAGCAGGCUUUCCCAUCUCAAUUCUGUGAAAUUAGAGAAUCUCAAAAUGUUCAUUUUUAUCAACCAUAAACUAUAUAAAUGCAAAGGGCAGUGUAUCCGUGGUCCUGUGUCUGUCCCUGGCGUGUCAUUGUCCUGUGACAUCUAGCCAGAGGUCAGCCCACCGUGCAUUGGGUUCUGUGUCCCCUGGACUUGGGAGGGCACGAGGGUCCCAUCAUGCUGGGAGCCGUUCUGUUUCUGGCGGUGCCGUGUGCACUUCGCAUCCGCUUCUGGGGGAUGAGCCCCCAGCCCCAGAAACACCUGUCCGGCCUCAGUGAGGGCUGAUGGCUCAUGAGGUACUGAGGGCCGUCCGUCCGUGAAGGGUCAAGGCUGUCCAGGUGCUCAGGUGAGCCCACAAAGCUGUUGCUUCUCCUGCGUUGGUUACCUGCUUCUGCCUUCAUUUGAGCACGUGGACACUUUCAUGACUGUCGUUCAGGAGACCCUCGUCAGCGUCUGCACAUGGACGCAUAUGCCCCUCACCACAGCCUGCAUGAGCUUCCCCUCCGGGACCAGCCGAAGCUGAGCAUGAGACGCUGUCCUGUAGACAAAGGACUGACAUGGCCUCAAUAAAAGCAAAGUGUUUCACUGCU